Molecule: messenger RNA, 1590 nt
Organism: Helianthus annuus (common sunflower)
Lineage: Eukaryota; Viridiplantae; Streptophyta; Magnoliopsida; Asterales; Asteraceae
Product: probable serine/threonine-protein kinase PBL18
Exons: 6
Coding region: 196-1374 (392 amino acids)
Biological process (GO): protein phosphorylation
Molecular function (GO): protein kinase activity; ATP binding
Source: RefSeq, a predicted model, not a curated record
GUUAAUCGAAAAUUGACAGGACCUAAAUUAAUUUCGGGUAUGAUAUUAUGGAGUCUCCUUCGAAUCUUCCACCAAUUAAUUUCAUAAAGUCAAAAUUCCUACCAUUUGACUUAUUAAUUCAUAAAGAAGACCGGCAGCCACCCCACCAAUCAUAUAACUAACCCAAUUUCAGUUGCAGAAGAUCAUCAAUUCAAAAUGGGUAUUUGUGUGGGAAAGCAAUCCAAUGUUGCCCAUGCUUCUUCUACUCAAUUUCUUGAGGAUAUGAUUAAUAACAAGGCGAAAUCUAAUUCAAAAUCUUUGAAGAGUCAAACAAAAACAGUGAGUUUGAACAAGGUUUCGAAAGCACAUAAGUAUAAUGAUCAUUUGCCUGUGCCAAUUAACCUCAAGGCCUUCAACCUGAAUGAUCUCAAGGCCGCCACCAAGAACUUCCGGCCGGAUAGUCUUCUGGGUGAAGGCGGUUUUGGUCAAGUUUUUAAAGGGUGGGUUGAUGAGGCCACCCUUGCUCCGGCUAAACCGGGUACAGGGAUGGUGGUGGCGGUCAAGAUACUCAAGGAAGAUAGCCGCCAAGGUCACCGGGAAUGGCUUACUGAGCUAGAUUACAUGGGGAGACUUCAUCACAAAAAUCUUGUUAAACUCAUUGGCUACUGCUCAGAAUGCGAAAACCGCCUUCUAGUUUAUGAGUUCAUGCCUAAAGGAUGUUUAGAUAAUCACUUGUUUAGAAAAAGCGUUCAACCGAUGCCAUGGGCCACAAGGAUGCGCAUCGCCAUUGACGUAGCAGAGGGCUUGUCAUUUUUGCAUGGUCAAGAACCUUCUAUCAUAUAUCGCGAUUUGAAGGCUUCUAAUAUUUUGCUAGAUUCGGAUUUUAAUGCAAAGCUUUCGGAUUUUGGUUUGGCAAGAAACGGUCCUGUUGGAGACAACACACACGUGUCUACAAGGGUUGUCGGCACCAAUGGCUAUGCUGCACCAGAAUACGUAGCAACAGGGCAUUUGACACCAAAAAACGACGUGUACAGUUUUGGGGUGGUCUUAUUGGAGUUGAUAUCAGGAAGACGGGCCAUAGCCGACGAGAGAGCCGGUGGGGUUGAAGAGACAUUGGUAGAUUGGGUUAGACCAUUUCUAAGCGAUACCAAACGCGUCCUAAGAAUCAUGGACACUAGACUUGGUGGUCAAUACUCCAAGAAGAGUGCACAAGCUGUGGCUGCACUCGCGUCAAAGUGUCUCCACAGUGACCACAGGUUCAGGCCAACUAUGGUUGAGGUUCUUGCUACAUUGCAAGAUAUUCAAAAUGGUCAGAAAGAUGUUUUGAGGGCUUCACCUGAUCAACACCAACGGAAAUUUAGGAGUUCAAAGGAGAUAAGUGUAGGUACAAAUUAAAGAUGAUGGGUUGUAACUUUUACUUUGUGAAGUACAAGAGUGAUUGUAGAUAGUAACCGACACAUGGCCCUUUACGUCUUGUUGAUCGUUGCAUACAUUGAAUAAUGCAAAGUUCGCUUCGUGUUCAGCUGCGGCUUGAGCAUUAUCUUUGGCUACAUUGCAUGUUACAUCUUUAAUGUCAGUAGUUUCAACAUAAGAAACUUGGUUUUGACACUA